Messenger RNA from Panicum hallii, 1794 nucleotides. RefSeq lists its product as uncharacterized. Lineage: Eukaryota; Viridiplantae; Streptophyta; Magnoliopsida; Poales; Poaceae. The coding region runs from base 147 to 1493 and encodes 448 amino acids. The transcript has 3 exons. The record is from RefSeq and is a predicted model, not a curated record.
CCGAGGCCCAGGACUGGGCGAGAGGGGGAGGCACAUAAACACGCUCUGCUGCGGAGGACUUUCUGCUGCGCAGACAUCAGGCCGCACACCCGCGCCGCGCCACAGGUGAGAGGGAGGCCGUGAGCUUUCUGCGCGCGAGCCGUCUGAUGAGGAAGCUCUGCCCGAACCUGGAGCGCGAUGACGCGCUGGACACGGUGCUGGAGGUGCCGAUCCCGGAGGAGAUGUUCUCCGGCGGGGGCGGCGGCGGUUCGCGGGGGUCCAGGUUCGGCUGCACCAACGUCAAGGCGUGGAUGCGGCCGCACGCCGCCGACCGGUCCGGCGCGGGCGAGCCCUGCUCCAUGAGCCGCGGGGAGCUGCAGCUCAUGCUCGGCGUCAUCGGCGCGCCGCUCAUCCCGCUGCCCGUCCACCACGCCAAGCAGUCGCCCUCCUCCGUCCUCUGCGAGCAGCUCAAGGCCGAUCCCAUUGAGUCGUCGUCGGCGAAGUACAUCGUGCAGCAGUACAUCGCGGCGUCGGGCGGGGAAUGGGCGCUGAACAAGGUGACGAGCAUGUACGCGAUGGGCAAGGUGCGGAUGACCGCCGCCGAGCUCAACAGCAGAGACGGCGACGGCGGCGGCGGCGGCGGAGGCGGAGGUACCGGCAACGGGCACCGCGGCGGGAAGAAGGGCGGCAAGGGCGGCGGCGGCGGCGAGGUCGGCGGGUUCGUGCUGUGGCAGAAGAAGCCGGAGCUCUGGUGCCUGGAGCUCGUGGUGUCCGGCUGCAAGAUCAGCGCCGGCAGCGACGGCAAAGUCGCGUGGCGGCAGACGCCGUGGCACCAGUCGCACGCCUCCCGCGGCCCCCCGCGCCCGCUCCGCCGGUCCCUCCAGGGGCUGGACCCGCAGCUGACGGCGAGCCUGUUCGCGGACUCGGUGUGCGUCGGCGAGCGGAGCGUCGACGGCGAGGACUGCUUCGUGCUCAAGGUGGAGGCGGAGGCGUCCAGCCUGCGCGCGCGCAACAGCGGCAGCGUCGAGAUCAUCCGCCACACCGUGUGGGGCUACUUCAGCCAGCGGACCGGCCUGCUGGUGCAGCUCGAGGACUCGCACCUGCUGCAGAUCAAGUCCGCCGGCGGCGCCGGCGGGAGCGUCUUCUGGGAGACCACCAUGGAGUCGCGCCUCCACGACUACCGCGCCGUCGACGGCGUCAACAUCGCCCACGCCGGCCGCACCGCCGUCUCGCUCGUCCGGUUUGGGGACUGCCAGGACGGCAACACCAGGACGCGCAUGGAGGAGGCGUGGAACAUCGAGGAGGUGGACUUCAAUAUCUGGGGCCUGUCCAUGGACUGCUUCCUGCCGCCCAGCGACCUCAGGGAGGGCAAGGAGGGCCAGGACGUGGCCAUCGUCAAGGCCGACGCGCGGCCGCCGCCGUUAAGGAUACCGGCGGUGACCGUGCGCGUCGGGCCGUCGCAGGUGGCCGCCGUGAACAUGGACGACUCAGACUCGCUCAUCGCGAGGUCAUGACUGCUGCUCAUGACAUACGUACUUACAGUGUUGAGUGAAGAGCAGACACUUGUUACUAUAAGAUUAUACAUGUGGUAAGAUCUGUAAAUAUGUUGCAGGUUGAGAUUUUUUUUUUGUUCCCCUUCCAGGUGUGGAUUUGCCUCAGCUAGAGAUGAGGCCGGGAGUGAGUAGCUAGUAAUCCGCAAUAGAUAUUCUGAGUAGUAGCUGCGUUGUAAUGAGCUUAUCAUGCUCAGUCCCUGUAAAGCUGAAAGAACAUGCCAAUGCAGCCCUGUCACAACACUAGACUAUUAUUUGUCCUGCU